Molecule: messenger RNA, 2973 nt
Organism: Dichomitus squalens LYAD-421 SS1
Lineage: Eukaryota; Fungi; Basidiomycota; Agaricomycetes; Polyporales; Polyporaceae
Exons: 9
Coding region: 1-2973 (990 amino acids)
Biological process (GO): deadenylation-dependent decapping of nuclear-transcribed mRNA; P-body assembly
Cellular component (GO): P-body
Molecular function (GO): RNA binding
Source: RefSeq, a predicted model, not a curated record
AUGUCCUUCUUCGGCUUCGAGCAAAGCAACGACCUCGAGAAUGAAAAACGCAAAUUCCUCGAACGCGGAUUGUCAGGCGCAAACCAAGAAGACGUAGCGGUUUACACAUGGGGGGAGGAGAGCUAUGACGGUCUCGGAGAAGCACUACAAGAGGGUGGUGACGAGCUCAACGAUGAGACGUUUGGUGCUACGGGAGACAUAGGCAAGGACUUCGAUUUCUCCGGGACCGCUCUCCCAGAGCAUGAACAGCCCACUCCAUCGCACGCCGCCCAUUUACAUGCUGAGCCACCACAACGACAACUCUCCCAGACCCCACAGAAGGCGCAAACUCCGUCCCACGUCGAAUCUUCGCACUCUUCCCAGCUGGAUGCAAUCUGGGGCAACAAAUCACCAUUUUCUGUUCUCCCUCGUAGCAAUGGCUCCAAUAGGGUGCACGACAAUCUCGCCACGCAACCAUCGAAGUUUGCCUCAACGGUUGCUCAGGCGAGUCCCGUGAACAGACCUCCCAGUCUUAAUCUUGGUCCAGAUCUGCACCAGGGAGUUCAUACGCUCGAAGAGAUCGAGAGGGAGAUGCGUGCCGCUGCGCAGGCUCAACAUCGCCAACAACAAACCCAGCUAGCAGAGCAGCAAGCCCCGCAGAGCCAGCAGCAAGCUCAGCUCCAACUCCAGCAGCAGAUGUUGCAGCAACAGCACACCAUUCAGGUUCACGGUACCCAUGGCUUGUUGCAGUCUCCUUCCCGAACACAGGUGCAACGUCCACCCACCGUCGGCCCUGCAGGGGCCGCGGCUGUCGGAAUCCAGCAUGCCGCUGCAACGCCCCCGCCUCGCAUGCACCCACACUCUCAGUCUCCACGCUUCCAUCAGCAACAGCAACAACACCAGAUCCAUCUCCUCCAGUUGCAACAACAGCAGCAGCAGCGUCAGCUCCUCGAGCUCCAGGAACAGCGCGAGCGGCAUGAACGUCAACAGCUUCUCGAACUCCAAGAGCAGCUGAAGCUCGAGGAACUCGAGAGGCAACAGCGGCAGCUCCGGAUGCAACAGCAACAGAUGGCGAGCGCGAAUGAGCUUCUCCACAACCAACUCCUCCAACAGCGCGGUAUCAGCCCAUCGGUGUCCGACCGUGGACGCCGCGGUGGUGUUGGUCGACAGUCGCCUGCAAUAAUGAAUCCUCCUAUUCCGAUCGAAGUUCCAUUUGCUCAGAACAUGCAGUACCUGCCGCAGAACAUCCAGAUGCAACAGCGUCUCCUCGCCGAGAUGGCGCAGGCCGAGUUCCUCAGCACUAUGCAAGGUCCCGGCAUCUCUGAGCGCGAUGCGAGGGAGGCCCGGGAGUUGCAGGAGAUGCUUCGGGUGGAGGCUAUGCGCAAGAUCAUGGAGGCGGAGCGCAUGGAGGAAAAGCGUAAGCGCAAAUUAGACAAGAUCGCUCACAUGUCCCGUUACAACGACCUCAUGACGCAGUCGGACAAGGAUUUCAUCACCCGUAUCCAAGUGUCGCAGCUCGUCACGCAGGAUCCUUACGCGGACGACUUUUACGCUCAAGUAUAUGGCGCCAUUCUUCGCUCGCGCAUGGGUAUUGCGACAUCUGAGGACCGCGUGCUGCGGUUUGGCUCAGGCGGCGGUGUCGGUCUUGGCCUUGGGCAGAAAAUCCCUGCGGGCCGUCGUCAAAGCGCCUUGCAGCGAAUGGAGGCGCAGGUCGAGCGUAUCGUCAGCAACGCGCGAUUGCGGGAGAAGGAGAAGGCUUCGCUCAACAGCCUCCAGGGCGCGCUUGGCAGGACAUCCGGCCGCAGUUACAAGGCUGCUCCGCGGCAGUUGCUCCAAGUCGACGCUUCAAACGCCUCUACAUCCCCGACGACUUCGCACGCGACUGCGGCGCACAUCUCGAAACAGGAUGUGUCGGUGGAUGGCGAAGGUGCUGCUCGCGAGGCUGCGAAGAUGGGCCGUGAGGCUCUUGCGACUGCGACUGACGGUCUCGUUCGCAAGGACCCGUUGACCCAUAGGGAAUCUCUGGUCAUUCUCGAACAGCUUUACGACCUUGUUCUUGACAUUGAACAGCGCCGACGUGAUCAGCCCCCGCCGGAGGAGGUAGAGGCCUUUGAGGAGUGGACCAUCCAGUGCGAAUCUCUCAUCGACCAGCUGUUUGAGAAACUCAAGGUCUCUGUUCCGCUGGAGACGAGUAAUCCACAUCCCUUCGUGUCCCUCAUCACUCCCAUUAAGGGCAAGAAGAUCCUCCCGCGUGUUGCGCGCCUCUUUGACAACACGCGCAUGCAAAUCCUGCUCACACUGAUCGUCGCGUGCUUCUCUCAGCUCGACGUCGUCCAGUCGGCACCGCGCUUGGACACCUUGGAGGAGACACAAGAGAUUAAAGAUCUAGAGACCCAGACACAGGCGUUCUUGAGCAGUGUCGUUCAAAGUAUCCUGCCCGUCAUUGGGCGGGCCCAAAUGAGGCUAGUCACUGGGUUGUUUGGUAUCUUGCUGGAAAGCAACGCCGUCGCGAUUGCCAGGACAAGAUUGUUUGCGCAGCCCGGGAUCGCGUUGCUUACUCUCUUCCUAAGUCGGGUGGAGAUCCUUCGGCAUGCUGCGCAAAGCGGUUCCGAUGUCGAAGAACCGCCAACUGCAGAAGAGAUGCAAAGCUGGCAAAUGAUGUACAACCUCCUGUUCGACCUUCUCCGACCACAGCUACACCUUCUCUUCCCCUCCGUCCGCCUCAGCCUCCUUGCCGGCGUCAGCUUCACCAGCAUCCCGAACGCGGACGUCAUUGACCAGCCCGUCUGGCAGUUCCUGUCCACACUCGCGUUGCACGCCAAUGAGGAACAGCAACAGGCGCUCGUCACGGGCCUGCGCGAGAUUGUGCUCGAGAAUGUGGCGAGUGCGACGAAGGGCUACACAGAUGGCGAGGAGAGCCGGCGCUUGCGUCUCGCUAAUGUGAACAUCUUCCUGCACGCCCUCGGGUUAGAUGCCUCCCAGAUCAACUUGUAG